This is a messenger RNA of Contarinia nasturtii (swede midge), 2619 nucleotides long. It is a transcript of the gene Rim2, whose product is annotated as mitochondrial carrier protein Rim2. Gene Ontology annotation, biological process: pyrimidine nucleotide import into mitochondrion; mitochondrial transport. Lineage: Eukaryota; Metazoa; Arthropoda; Insecta; Diptera; Cecidomyiidae. The transcript is spliced from 10 exons. The record is from RefSeq and is a predicted model, not a curated record. Gene Ontology annotation, molecular function: pyrimidine nucleotide transmembrane transporter activity. Gene Ontology annotation, cellular component: mitochondrial membrane; mitochondrion. The coding region runs from base 1097 to 2152 and encodes 351 amino acids.
GAUUAGUGCUACGAAUAAGUGAUCUGCGAACGACGAAUGAUAAAAAAGAAAAUAAGCAAAAAUAUACAAAUACAUAUUGAGCCAUAGUCGUACGAUAGCCAAUUCUAAGCAUCGACAACGUUUUUUUUUGUUCAUUCGCAAAUCGCAAAAAGAACGUCUGUUGUUUACUUGUCCCUUGUGUACGUAAUAGUGUUGAUUGCAUCGCACGAGAACGAAAUUAUUCGCAAAGAUUUUGAUUUAAAUUGAAAUUUUUUUUACUUUCAACGCAUAAACACAAUAUUAGCAUUGGACAUUGUUUGAUAUUUCAAAGCCGCUAAAUCUCUGUUUAUAACCACAAAAAAAAAAGUUGAAUUUUUGAGAUGGAAAAGAAAUUUCGUUACGAUUGUGUGUGUUAGGUUUUUUCCCUCUGUUCUUCUGUCAAAAUUGUUGCGAAAAAAAAAUUAAGUCGAGUGUAGAGUGAAUUGAUAUUCAAAAAUAGAUGAAUAAUGUUUUUGAUCGAUGGUGCUCAAUUCGCAGCACAUCAUGUUACGUAAAUGAAAUUAUUUGUUCAUUCUUAGUUGCAAUAUUUUUAUUUUCUGAGCUUUUUCAUCUCAAUUGACAGAGGCCGAGGGAGAGAAAGAAAGAAAGAGUGAGAGUAUUUAUUUUGCAUUGCCAAAGGUGAAUUAGUCGUAAAACUUUGGGAUGCAUAUAAGGAAUAAAAAGAAUGUGCCGAUUUUAUAAGUAGAAACUAUUUCACUGCUCAUGAUAAACACAUUUUUUGAAGAAAAUUCUGUGUCGAGUGCAAAGUCUAUGUAAAUUACCUUACGAACAUAAAAACAAAUGAAAGUGAUUUGUUGACACUUAUUACACAUCUUACUUUGGAUCUAAACAAUAUGACGAAAAAGAAACAAUUUUAAACAUUGAAAAUCCAUGAGAAGAGAAUAUAAAAAAAUAGUAUACAAUUUGGUAAAAGUGAGAAAGACAUAACAGCAGCAACGACAACGACAGCAGCGAUCAAGACAACAACAACCGCAAAUAAAUACUGACUGCGAUUUGGUUUUACAAAAUAGGACACAAUUUUAAAUGAUUGCAUUGCACAAUUUGAAGAAUAUAAAUUAUGACACAACGUGAACGUGAUACAAUCAUUCACUUGCUUGCCGGAGGAUUUGCUGGUACAGUUGGAGCAAUUGUGACUUGUCCACUUGAGGUAGUCAAAACUCGGUUGCAAAGCUCAUCACCAUUUUAUCCAUCGCCUAUAUUAGACGCUGCACAAAAAGUAACCACAAAUGCUGCACAAUUCAAAGGAACAUCGCAAAAACGCGACAUUUGCACAUCUAUUCUGCGAAAACGCUCACAAGUCAGUAUUUUAACCAUAUCGCAGUGCGGAAUAUCUUCUAGUUCACAAUCGAUUAGUAUUUGGCAAUGUUUAAAAUACAUAGUCAAUACGGAAGGCUCGCGAGCUUUAUUUAAGGGACUCGGUCCAAAUAUUGUUGGCGUUGCCCCGAGUCGGGCCAUAUACUUCUGUGCCUACUCCCAAACAAAAACGUCACUUAGCUCUUUACACAAUUUAUCAGUCGAUUCACCAAUCGUUCAUAUUUUAUCUGCAUCUUGUGCUGGUUUUGCUGCGGCCACGGCAACAAAUCCAAUAUGGUUUGUAAAAACGCGUCUUCAACUCGAUCACAAUUCGGAGGUAAAAAUGACACUCAGAGAAUGUGUGAGAAAAAUUUAUCGCACAUCAGGCAUUAUUGGAUUUUACAAAGGAAUUACAGCUAGCUAUGUGGGAGUAUCAGAAACAGUCAUCCAUUUUGUUAUCUAUGAAGCAAUUAAGGCUAAAAUUAAUAAUCUGCGACGAACACAUCCGGCCGAUGGUAAGACUUCUCGUGAUUUUGUAGAAUUUAUGGGAGCUGGUGCCGUUUCAAAAACGGUGGCUUCGUGUAUUGCCUAUCCGCAUGAGGUAGCACGAACUCGACUACGUGAAGAAGGUAAUAAAUACCGUUCAUUUUGGCAGACGCUAUUUUUGGUUUGGCGUGAAGAAGGCAAAGCCGGUCUCUACCGAGGUCUUGCAACGCAGCUAGUUCGCCAAAUUCCAAACACGGCGAUUAUGAUGUCUACUUACGAAUGUGUUGUAUAUAUAUUAACUAGGCAUUUUAAUAAUGAAUUCUACGAUGCCUGAAAUUGCGAACGCAACCAAAUUGAAAGGAAUUUCGAAAACUCGAGUUUUCUGAGUCUCUGUGCUAGACUCUUACGCGGUUCAAAGACAAAAAACUUAAAAUGUAACUUAUUUAUUGGGCCACAUGAUUUAUAGCUCCAACAAAUAUUAGUCAAUUCCACUCGCAAACCGAUGCAACAUCAGUUUAAAUGAAAAUAUAAAAAAAAAUUGCUAGCUCUUUCUGCGGUCUGAUAGAUUCGAUAAAAUAUUUUGUCUUUUUUUAAUAAAAAAAAAAACCUGUGUGUUGACUCCGGUUGACUCCAUUAUUGGAAACCAAUUGAAAAUCCGCUCGUUGUGCUUAUCACUUGCGCACACUUUUGUUUUGUUGUAAUAAUAGUAAUAUAAACGUUGAUUCUUGUCAUUAAAAAAAGCAAAAUCUAUUUUCAUGAGAAGGAAAUAAAAACAAAACUAAAUCAUUAAUGUUUAGGCGA